GCGGGACCACAAAGGAGAAAAGAAGUUAAUCUGAAAUCCAGAUGCCUUAAGGACUAACAGAGGGUCAAACUAAUCCAAACACACACUCACAAAUUCACAGAGCUCCAUCCCUUCUUGUGUUCUCUGUUGUUUUCUCAGAUUUUUACAAGUCAGCAGCCGGACUAAAACCAACUGGAUACUUUUCACGCUCAUGUUGUCUUGUUAAACUUUGCAGGCUGCAGUCAUAGCUACAGGAUUUGUUUCGGGAGUCUAUUUUAUACAGUUUGGUUUAGUUUGCCUCGGCAGCGAUUUCCAGAUGCAUUAAUGGCGUGAGCAGCCUCAGUGAUUGAGAUAUGGCGUUGUGCUGGUGCACCAUGGUCUUCUGCAGGUUGGCUCCAGUGUGCUUUCCCCUUAUCGUCACAUCAGUGCUAUGGCUAACGAUCUCCCCCGCCCAUGCUGUACCUCCCUGUCCACGGAGCUGUAGCUGUCCAGGUGUUAAAGAUGUCCACUGUACAUUCAGACAUCUCACUGCAAUGCCAAACAACUUUCCCAAAGACACAGAGAGGCUCAACCUAGGAUAUAAUAGUCUGACUGAAGUGGAAGGGUCCCAAUUCAGGUCGCUGCGGAAAUUGGAGAUGCUCAUGUUACAUGGUAACGACAUAAGCACUGUCCAACAUGGGGCAUUUUACAGCUUGCGAUCGCUCCAGAUGUUAAAGUUGAGUUACAACAAGCUAACAAGAGUGACCCCUGGGUUGUUUGAGGGUCUCCUUGUUCUGGUUCGUCUUCAUCUGGACCACAACCUCAUCAGCUUCAUCGAGCCAUACUCAUUUUCGGGUCUGACUUCUCUCAAACUAUUACAACUGGAAGGAAAUAUUCUUAAGGAGAUCCAUCCUCAUACCUUCAUUACAGUGUCUCUGCUAGGAAACUUUUGGACCUCUUCACUCAAACACUUACACCUUUCAGACAAUCUGUUGGAUCAGUUCCCUGCCUCUGUACUGAACACAGCUCCCAAGCUUGAGCUCCUCUCUCUUCAUGGUAACCCCUGGACUUGUGACUGUCAACUUCACUGGUUGCUACAAUGGAGUUCCACACAUGAAGGUGUGAUAAAGUGUAAAAAGGAACGUGAAACGAGCACAGUUGAGACUUGUCCUCAGUGUUUUUCACCUCAACCCUUAAAUGGUACCCUCUUGUUUGGGUUAACUGAAGACCAGCUGACCUGUGAUAGGCCAGCUCUUCAAUCUUCCCUGAAAUUGUGGGACAACCCAGUGUGGGCGGAAUCUGAUGCAGAGCCUGAUCUCCCAUACACCCGGGACCUUGAAAAGCCCUUAGGCGACCUAAGUUUUUCUCUAUCGGAUACCCAUGGAAAUAAUGCUCACGUGGUGUGUGAUGUGCGCCACCCAGGAGACAAUUCACCUAUAAGUUGGACAGUGAAUACACGGACAGCACAAGGGUUGUCUGUUAAUGUAUCUUUGGCAACCAUCCUUGAGUGUGAGAUUGAUCGGGAAAAAUUACAAAACCUAUGGCAAUUGGUUGCAUAUUACUAUGAAAGCCCUGCUGUCUUGGAGAGAGGUCAACAAAGACAAACAAACAGCAGCAGAACAACCUAUCAAUACUUCCAAGUUGCAAAUGAGAAUUCUCCUUAUUUUACAGACUUAAAGGGUUAUUUAGUGGCAGAGCCUGCGUGGCUGCUUCAACACAAAGUCACUUUAAAGCUUAAUAGAAUGCUAACAACAACCAAAAAACUAGUGAUGGAUUUCACUACAGUAAUCACCAAGCUUAUUAACAGCCAAAGAGGGCAGCAAGACAACUCUGACCUUACUUCUUCUUGGGCAAUGAUUCAACGUGGAACUGCUGGGCGUGUGAAGACUGCUUUGGAGGGCUCAGAGGUUCACCUACAAUGCAGUGUUGUCACUUCACACCAGGAAGUAAAAAUUGAGUGGAUGCUUCCCGAUUUAUCUAUUGUGGAGAGUAUGAGUGAUAAAGUCAAAAUUGAUGACACAGGGGACCUUGUGAUAAUGAAUGCAUCACAAUCCGACUCUGGUCUCUACCACUGUAUGAUCAGAACAAAAACUGGUGUGGAUUUGAUGUCUCUGAGGCUUACUGUCAAAGAACAAACGCUGAGCCCUACUGCUUUCAAUGGCCAGAAAAUCACAGUUGAAAAGGGAGGUUCAAUCGCUCUCGCAUGUGAAGUAACAUCUGUGCAACCCAGUCAAACUGUUUGGUACAUGCCGAAAAACAAAGUUCUUACACCUACACAAAAGACAAGAAAUGCAGCAGUAAUGGAGAAUGGUACUUUGGUGGUGAGGAAGUUGAUGGAAGAAGAUUCAGGGGAAUACAGUUGUUUGGCCUCGAAUCUCUAUGGAGUUGACAUGCUGUCACAUAUGGUGGAAGUCACAGGGGAAAAGGUAUCCCAUAACUCUGAAGUAGAGACAGAAACAGAGCAGCAAACCUUAAAUACUGAUGAGGAAGAGGGUUCAGCGGUGGAGUACCAGGAAACAGUUCGGCGUUUCGUGACACAGGUUCCAAUAAUAGAAAAACCGCAAAAGAAUCCUGGAAAAAAUAAAAUCCAAAGGAAAGAUUUUAUUGUAAAGAAAUUAGAUCCAAAUUACUGGGCAGAGGUUUUGGCUAAUGCCAAUGCUAAAUUACCCAUUUCACAGGCUUCAGAGUUGCCACUACCUGAUCCCAACACUCUAAUUGUCCCAACCAGUUUGACCAACCCUGCAACUACCCUUUCCUCCUAUACGAUAGCCAACAAAUUUCCUAUCACAACAAUUUCUGAAUUUCGGAUUGAGCCAACAGCUUUAUUGUUACAAACACAACCAACAACUUUGGUGACCUCACCUGCUAGAAGCACAGAGACAUCCCAUCAGCAGGUUAAUGGGAUUACAGAAAAAAAAAAUGAUGUAACAAUUAUUGCAACACAAGCUGCAAAAGGUGCAAAUAUAUCCUUUGGUGAAGGGAAUAAGAAAUUAGUUCCUAGCAGCUCAAAUCGGAGAAGGCCACCUUUUAGGCGUAGAAAACCUCAAAUGAGACGAAUUAACCAUAAUCUGAAGCCACUUCGUCCUUCAUCAAACAUGCUCAAAUCUACAGUUCCCCCACCAACAAUCACAACAACUCGUACUAGAGUCACUACCACCACCAAAGAUAGGCCAACACCUUCACUAACUACAGUCACUUACUACUACCAAGCAGGGGAAGACAAAUUCAAUGAAAAAUCUGAUUACAAGGAUAGUGGUGGUUUAAAUGGAAAAAAAGAAUCAAACAUUGAAACUCAUCAUACUGUUCAGGAUUUCGGAAGUAAAUUUACCAAAUUGCAAUCAGUUGCAGAAAAAGAAGCCACAUUAACUAUUUCUGCAGAAGCACAUACUUUACCGAACCUGAAAGGAAAGACAAAAGUUAGUUCUCUACCAACCAAUAUGACUGAAGAAACAGAGGAAGAUGGUAGAAUUAAAAAAAUAUCAGAAGGGAAGAGGGUGCAUAUUCUGGAAGAACAAGGAGAGACCGGGGGAAUGAACAGAAAUCUUGAGAAAGUCAAAGAAUCUGAGAAUGUGCUGGUCACCCAGAGUUACAAUAUGCGGAAUAACCUUAUUUCAACAAUCCAUACACCAAAGUCAAACUCUCAUCCUUCACUGGAACAGACAAGUGGUUCAUCAUCCAAAGUGAUAACUUCACAUUUAAACGAAGACAAAAUUAAAGAGGACAACAUCCACGAGGAAAAUAAAAAGGUGAAUGGAGCAAUAAUAAAGCCUGAAAUCCCCCAUGUUCCUAUAGUGCAGCCGAUUCACCCCUGGCUGCACCAGUACAAUCAAGAACAAGAGCAACCAACAUCUACACAGGUGCCACAAACACACAAAGACAGAUAUCCAGAAAAACGGAAAGAAGUGAAUCUUAGUAACCGCCCUUUGCCGCCUCGCAUUGCACCAACUUCACAUUGGUCUUCAAACCAUCAUCCCCAUCCUGCACAUCCUCCUUGGCAAGGUGCUGUGCCACGUAUUGUGCCCACACAAGAAACCAGACAUUUUCCCUAUCCUCGGGGUCAAAACCCAGUUGCUACUAACAGACCAGAAAUCAUAGCUGAAACAGUGAAGCCCACACCCACUCAUGGAGCCCAAGUUAGAGAUCAAUUGUUACUAUUGAGGCUUAGGAACAGAUACAGACAGGCAUAUAUUGAUCGUCUCUCACAGCUUGGAAAGAUAGUGACACCAAAACCACGCAUAAGCUACAACAAUCCUGUUAAGUCAAUUCAACCCAGUCCCAUACCUCUGAACCCGGUCAGACCCUUUCUUCCAAGACCACAAGCACCAACCCCUUUGUAUAAGUUGCAACCUCCAAACAUUGUUAAAACUACAGCAUCCUCAUUAUCUGAGUUCAAUUCGACCCCUCAUUCUUACCAACCUACCACCACAAGAUUACAGCACGGGGGUCAGAGGCCUGUUCAAGGAGCCGGAGCUGGUGGGGCAAAACCCCGCAUCACCACAGUUAACAAAGCCAGCAUGUCGGUGCUGGCAGAGGGUGACGCUGUUCUACAUUGUAAAGCAGCAGGGAAUCCUGAACCUAGGAUCGCAUGGACAAAAUUAUCGACAGGUGUCACCAUACCAGCCAACACCAAGCAUGGCUCCCGGUUUGAAGUCUUCAAAAAUGGAAGUUUUGUAAUUAACGCCAUCCAACUUCAGGACAGAGGCCAGUACCUCUGCACUGCCCAGAAUAUGUUUGGAUCAGAUCGUAUAGUGAUCACAUUAUCAGUCCAGACUGAGGCCCCGAAGAUUCAACGUCCCAGGUCUACCGAAAUAGCAAUCUACUUAGGAAAGAGUGUGACCCUUGAAUGUCUUUCUUCUGGAAAACCCCCAGCCGACAUUUCCUGGAUUCUGCCAGAUGGAACAUUUGUUCGUGAAAUUGGGAUUGUUCAUUCGCCACUUUCUCAAAUUUUACUGCUUGAGAAUGGCACAUUGCAAAUGCAGUCAACUAAUUUCUCCAGUAAAGGAGACUAUAAAUGUAUUGCAAGCAACGCAGCAGGCGCUGAUACAAUCACUUAUCAUCUUCAUGUUGCAGCUUUGCCUCCAAGCAUUAGUGAAACUGCAAGUGACACUGUGAUAAUUCCGGAAGGCAGGAGUAUAUAUGUCCACUGUUCCAUGAAGGGUGAACCGUUUCCUACUUUGAAGUGGACACUGCCAUCAGGAGUCCAUGUGAAGCCAUCACAGUUCCUGGGACAUAGGCUCUUUGUCUUUCCCAAUGGGACACUGUAUGUGAAAAAUGUCUCACCAGCUGAUGCAGGGAGGUACGAGUGUUUAGCUGCAAACACUGUGGGCAUUGCCAAAAGAACUGUGUGGCUUGAAGUGAGGGCUGAUAGCUCCUCAGAUAUCCGCCAUCCUCCUGUUCCAUUCCCCCCUACUCACCACCAUGCUGUUCCAUCCCGCCAGCACUCAGUCUCAGCUAUGUAUGGUUCUGCUGUUUACUUACACUGUCCAGAGUCUAGUGGAUACCCAAGAGGAACCAUCUGGCAGCUACCUUCCAAAACCAUCAUGGAGCAUCGAUACAGUCCGGAGAGACCAAUUAAAGUUUUCCGGAAUGGGACUCUGAGGAUACUUCAGUUAACAGAGUUAGACGGUGGAAAUUAUCUGUGUGUCUUUCAGCGACCCAAUGGAGAGGACGUGGAGCUCUUUCGGGUGGAUGUCUUGAUGACGCCGCCCAGAAUAAAGCAUGUGAGAACAACGCAACCAAAAGUCAACUUUGGAGAAAAUGUCCAGGUGGACUGUGUUGCAACAGGCCUUCCAGAUCCAGAAGUCUCUUGGAGCCUACCAGAUGGAACACUAAUCAACAAUGCCCUUCAGUCUGAUGACAGUGGCUAUCGCAACCGCCGAUAUGUUAUUUUUGGCAACGGAACGUUACUUCUCCAUCAAAUGGGCAAAGGAGAUGAGGGUGACUACACCUGUUAUGCAAAGAACAAACUGGGUAAAGAUGAGAGAAAAGUUAAUGUUAAAAUUGGACCAAAUGCCCCUAGAAUUAGCUUAAAAUCUCAGUCUGUGGUGACUGUGAAUUAUGGAGAUUUAGCUCAGUUGAGCUGUCAAGCAACAGGUGAACCAACACCAAGGAUUGUUUGGAUCUCACCACGAAAUGAUGUGAUCCAAAUGUCAUCAGACAAGUUUGACAUUUUGGAAAAUGGAAUGUUAGUGGUGAAAAGAGUAACGCUAACUGAUGAAGGGAAAUAUGCAUGUGUGGCACAAAAUUCUGCUGGUGAUGAUGUUAAAAACAUAGUUCUUGAAAUUGAAUCCAGGGAACCCUUUAUUAAUGGCAAAAAAGGGAAGAGUGACAACCAUGUUGAAGGCAUUUCUUAUCAAACAGUGCUGUUGGACUGCAAGGUGGAAGGGAAACCUAUGCCUAAGGUUUGGUGGGUUACCCCCUAUGGCCACUCACUCCAAACUUCCUACCUCAGUGGUCGCUUCCAAGUCCACCAAAAUGGCAGUUUGGAGGUAAGAGGGGUAAGGAAAACAGAUAAAGGCAGGUACAUGUGUCUGGCCAAAAACCAUUUAGGUGAAGCAUCAUUGGUUGUUGAAUUAGAUGUGGCGCCAAUAGCUGAGAAGCCAAGUUUUGCUGUUCCCAAUAUUGAAAUCAUAUCAAUACAACAAUAUGGCAAAGAAUUGCACCUGCAGUGCCCUGCCCGUGGCAAGCCAAAUCCAGAGUUUAUAUGGGUGCUACCUAAUGGGACAAUGUUGAUGCCUGGCGUUAGACUGCAACGCUUUACCCACCAUCAGGGUAACGGCACUCUGUGGAUCUCACAGCUGGCUGCAAUCGAUAAGGGAGUGUACAGGUGUCUAGCAAAGAAUGUGGCGGGGCAAGCAGAGAAGCGUUAUGCACUAGAAGCAGGCAGGAAGCCAACGAUCAGAGGACCAACAAGUGGGAUAAAGAUUACCUACGGCCAAACUCUCAACUUGCAUUGCACUGUGGAUGGCUGGCCACAGGCGUCAAUCACAUGGACCCUACCCAAUGGCUUCACUUUGGAUAAACCUCAGUCUAUUGGUCGAGUUACAUUCCUUGUUAAUGGAACCCUCCAGAUGAGGCAGAUUGCUACUUUUGACAAAGGGCCAUAUACAUGCAAAGCAUCUAAUGCAUUUGGCUCAUCAACAUUGACAUAUCCUGUCACAGUACUGGUUCAUCCUCCACGCGUCACCAGUAUGCUGCCCUCUAUCACCAGCGCCAGCCGAGGAUCACCAGUGAGGUUAAACUGUGUUGCGACUGGUGUUCCCAAGCCAGAAAUUUCCUGGACUUUACCUGGCCGUACUACAUUGGUUCCACAUAACCGCUACAUUGUGCAAGGAGGAAUACACAUGACAGAGGACGGUAGUCUGGUCAUUCAGAACCCUGUGCUCAUGAACUCUGGUAUCUAUAAAUGCAAUGCUAAAAAUGCCCUCGGAACAGAUUUUAAGAGUACAUACCUUCAGGUGAUCUGAGUGACAAGAUUUGUCUCUUAUUCUGGGACUGCAAGGUUGAGGAAAUCUCACGCAGGAUUAAGACUGGAUUAUUUGUCCAUAAGGAUGUAAGUAUCAAUGUAUUAUGCUACAAUGAAGAUACCCUGGAGACAAACCACUGGCUGUAUAGCUGUAGGCAGCCAGACACUUUGCAUUUUAAUUGUAUUAUUUAGUCCUUACCACAUUUCAAAAUGCAUUGGACACAUUACGUCAACCACUUACCUCUGGCUACAUUAUAGCUUUGAAUCAGUUGUCUGUUCAAUAAAAGUAUACUUUUAUACGAAGACGGUGUUGUAAGAAUGGACCUGUCUUGUAAUAACAUGUACCCGUUUGAUGUAGUAUCACUUCAGGGACCAUUCGUAAUUGUUCUGUAAAUGGUAGAAACUCUAAUACUCAUACUGUAUGUUUGCAUAUAAAUUAGUAUUUAUAGGGAAGAUUGAGCCUUGAGGAGAGUGCAGUACUCCUCUUUUUCAAUCACACUACUGGUGUGCCUUAUGGAAAAAUAUAUAAUACCAGAAUCUCAAUCUUUCAAUAGAAGUUCUUAACAAAGGAACAUAUAAAAUAUGCCUAUAUUAUAAAAGUUUAAUAUAUGAAAGUAAAUACAUUCUUAGAAUGAUCCAAGUUGUCUUAUUUAGCAAUUCUGGAAACUUGGGAGCUAUUAUGACAGUGAUGAUGCAAUAUCGCUUACAUUGUUAUUGAAACUUCCAUAUGAAAAUAAGUUAUGUUUCACAAAGCCUACUCAGUUAGGUAAUUCUCAGAUUACUCCUUUGUAACUAUUUCACUUUGAGGAUUAAAUGUUUGGAAGCGUUUUUUAGAUUUGUUAGAUACAUUGUGCUGAGGCCUAUUACUAAUGCUCCAAUAAUCUGAAAAGUAAUGUAAUUAUAAUCAAACUUCAUGGGCCAAGUUGGGUAGUGAUGAGGAAAUUUGGCUAAAAUGGAACAUGUUUUGCAUUAGCAUGCUAACUGUGAUUAUUACAUUAAGUUGUAUUAUUUACAUAUUGUAACCAUCAAACCAUUUUAGAAGGUACAAUAUAUUACUUAGUAUAUACAAGAUGAUUAAAAAAUGCUAUUGUUUGAGGUUGUAGAAAUUGAAUCACAUUCUAUCUUAUGUUUGUUUUGCAGCUAAUCAGCCAUAACGGAUACCUUUUAUGCUGUAUUA
Messenger RNA from Entelurus aequoreus (snake pipefish), 8600 nucleotides. RefSeq names its product matrix-remodeling-associated protein 5. Gene Ontology annotation, cellular component: extracellular region. NCBI's taxonomy places the organism in Eukaryota, Metazoa, Chordata, Actinopteri, Syngnathiformes, Syngnathidae. The transcript is spliced from 17 exons. Gene Ontology annotation, molecular function: protein binding. Bases 333 to 7424 code for a protein of 2363 amino acids. The record is from RefSeq and is a predicted model, not a curated record.